Messenger RNA from Leucoraja erinaceus (little skate), 4832 nucleotides. RefSeq names its product zinc finger and BTB domain containing 11 (gene zbtb11). NCBI's taxonomy places the organism in Eukaryota, Metazoa, Chordata, Chondrichthyes, Rajiformes, Rajidae. Gene Ontology annotation, molecular function: protein binding. The transcript is spliced from 11 exons. Gene Ontology annotation, biological process: regulation of immune system process; negative regulation of transcription by RNA polymerase II; regulation of cytokine production. The record is from RefSeq and is a predicted model, not a curated record. Bases 125 to 3451 code for a protein of 1108 amino acids.
CCUACGUUAAAUAAAUUAAAAAAAAACAUUUAAACAAUUGCUGAUUUUCCCCCCAAGUAUUUGUUUUCUAGACGUUUCCGGGCGAGGCCUCGGUUGCAGCCGGACUGGCCGCACGGGCCGUGACAUGUCGAACGAGGAGAGUUACAAAGCGAUCAUCCGGUACCUGACCAACGAGAAGGAACCUUAUGCGCCGGGGACCGAGGGCAACGUCAAGAGGAAGAUCCGCAAGGCCGCCGCCUGCUACGUGGUGCGGCGCGGAACCCUCUACUACCAGAAGAAACGCAAGGACCGCGACGAGUUCGACGAGCUAGAGGUGGUGUUGGAGGCCGACACCCGCCGGGGGCUGAUCACUUCCUUCCACGAGAGCGCCGAGGGCUUCCACUUCACCCGGGACCAGACGUGGAGGAACAUCUCCGGGAGCUACUGGUGGAGAGGUAUAUUUAAGCAGGUGAAAGACUACAUCAAAGAAUGUAUUCAUUGCAAGGAAAAGAUCGACCGAAACAAAUCAAUAUGUGCCGAUACAAUGGAAAUCCUGGAACAGCUUGGUAUAGAUGCUCCGAUGGUGGGUAAUGGCAAUGAAACUGAUGAUGAGUUGAGUAAUUCUGAAGGACGGUCUGACGCUCCCCCCAGGCCUACCAGAAAGAAAACAGUCCAGAAGCAGGAAUUGGUGUUUGUGGAUAGCAAAGGUCUUGUGAAACAGGAAUCUGAAAAACACUGUCAAAUUGUGUUGGAGCAAUUAAACUUUCAGAGGCUAUCCAACCAAUUCUGUGAUGUCACACUACUAAUUGAGGGCGAGGAGUACAAAGCCCAUAAGUCGAUUCUGGCUGCAAGCAGUGAAUAUUUUCGAGAGCUCUUCAUUGAAAAGGGAGCAGUCUCGAGUCAUGAAGCUGUUGUGGACCUUUCAGGGUUUAAUAAAACAAGUUUUCUUCCAUUGUUGGAAUUUGCCUACACAUCGGUCUUGGCAUUUGAUUUCUGUCAUAUGGCUGACGUUGCUACAUUGGCACGUCAUCUACUGAUGCAUGAAGUUCUGAAGAUAUGUGAACAUGUACAUAAACAACUGGAGGAAAGGAAGAUUACAGUGUACCAAAAGGGCGAUGUAAAAACUGUAAAUUCCAAAGUCGAUGGGGCAGAAGUGGAGUUGCCUCUGGAUGUUAAUACUUUAGAACACCCAGAGCCCAGAGCUGUUGAAAGCAAUGCUGAUGGCUCCAUUACUGUGGUACUGCAACAGUCUAUACAAAUUCCUGUAACUGCUGAAGCCUCUGCAUCUGGUGUAGAAGAUGAGCCCCCAAAAGAAGCUGUAAUGUUUGAAUCAGAGGUGACACAGACAGCUGAAGACCUGACGAUUCAGCCAAUUCAGGGGAUUAUGGAGUGCUCUGCAGAAGACACUGGUGCUGAAAACAGCCAGGCUAAUGAGCAAAUUGAACCAGUCGAGUCUAGGGUAAGCAUGCCAAAUCUAGAAAGUAUAGACAACAAUAAUACCCAGGACGUGGCAGAAACUCCCUCUACUGAAGAACCAAUGGACGUGCCUGCUGUUAAUGGGACUGAGAAUGAGAUUCAAGUAAAGGAGGAGGUACUGGAAACUCUGAGUACAAGUGCAUCAGAUCUGCCAAAACGUAAACGUGGUAGGCCUCCAAAAUUACAUGACAAACAGAAAACUGUUGCUGUUGCCUCUUCUUCCAAAUGUCUUUUAGAUGAUACUUACAAAAGCAGGUUACGAGAACGUACAUUGGCUGAAGGUGGAUAUAUUCGGUUGCAUAAAGGCACAGAGAAGAAGUUACGAGCCAGAAAAAGCAACCUAAAAUCUGCAACGCAGCAGGUUGCCCAGAAAUUAGUGAAGAGAGGUAGAAAGAUGCAACCAAAGCGAACUACCAUUGAGGGAGACGAUGCAGAGGUGAAGCAUAAAUGUAAUGAAUGUGAAAAAACCUUCCCAAAGCGUUACACCUUGAUGAUGCACAUGAAGACCCACAACAAAUUGAAGGAAUUUAAAUGUCCGCUAUGUGAGAAAGAGUUCCUCUACAAAGCCUCGCUGCUGUCUCAUCUUCUGCGCCACAAAAGAAGCAAUGAGCAAAUAGAUGAGAGUCCUGGGAGAAGGACAAAGCGACAGUUCAUCUGUGACAUCUGUGGAAAAACAUUGCCAAAACCUUAUAACCUGCGACUUCAUAUGCUGAAGCACACCGGUGUUAAGCCACAUGUGUGCAAGAUAUGUGGAAAGACUUUUGGCUACAAACAUAGCCUAAGACUACACAUGGCUCACCAUGGAGGGAAAAGGGAAUUUAGCUGUGAUAUAUGUGAAAAACUAUUUGCUACAAAGCGCAGUCUUCAGGAGCACAAUAGUGUUCACACAGGUGAAUCCAAGUACCUCUGUCCGACUUGUGGAAAAUGUUUUAAACGUGCCUCUGGCCUCAGCAAACAUUUAAAGAGACAUUUGCCGAAACCUGCAAUCAGAAGCUUUCAAUGCACCCAGUGUGAACGAAGUUUUUAUGAAGCACGUGAUCUGCAGCAACACAUGUACAAGCACCUUGGGGUUAAACCAUUUCAGUGCCAGAUCUGUGGGAAGUGUUACAGUUGGAAGAAGGACUGGUAUUCUCAUGUAAAAGCACAUUCUGUUACAGAGCCAUACAAGUGUAAUGUUUGUGGAAAAGAAUUCUUUGAAAAAGCUCUUUUUAGACGACAUGUCAAAAAGGCCACUCAUGGCAAGAAAGGCAGAGCUAAACAGAUGCUCGACCGUACCUGUGAGCACUGUGGGAAGAAGUUUUCACAACUUAGAGAAUAUCGGAGGCACAUGAACAAUCAUCAAGGUGUGAAGCCAUUUGAAUGUUUGACCUGUGGAGUAGCCUGGGCUGAUGCACGCUCACUUAAACGACAUGUGCGGACACAUACAGGAGAACGGCCUUAUGUCUGCCCGAUAUGUAAUGAUGCCUACAUCGAUGCUCGUAGUUUACGUAAACAUAUGACUAAGUUUCAUAAAGAACAUGUUCCUGGCAAAAUAAUGUUAGAGAAAGACACUCUUCAGUUUCAUAAUCAAGGAACGCAAGUAGAACAUGCCAUCAGAAUCUUAGCUGCAGAAAUGCAAGAUGAACUGGACAAAUCGGAUUUAGUUGGCGAGGAAAUUGAGACUCUCAUCGUGAGCGGAGAAGCUGUGGAGGCGGUUGAAGCGGUCGAGGCAGUGGAAGCAGUCGAGGCAGUGGAAGCGGUCGAGGCAGUGGAAGCUGCGGAGGCUGUGGAGGCAGUGGAAGCUGUGGAGGCAGUGACCGCAGUGGAAUCUGUUGAAGCUGUUGGUGUGGAAAACCAGGACGAGACACUGCCCAGGCUAACGGAUCAUGGAAUUAUGCAGGUGGUUAACUAUGUAUUAUCUCAACAACAAGGACAGAAGCUUAAUGAAGUUGAUGAAACUGUGGAAGUGGAGGUUGCUCAAAUUGGAGAGGCUGAAGAAAAUGUGCAAGAAAACUGAAAAGUUUGGGACAUAUCCUGAAUAUUGAUUGUAUACAUUAUCAAAUGUGGGCACUUGUUUAUGUUUAAACCAUUCUUCCCUAAUAACAUCGUGGUCCUGCAAUGGCUAGAAAUAAGUAACUGGCAGACUUUUCUAAGUAUUUCUUGGACUCCUCACAAAGCAGUAAUUCAAAGUGGACAAGUAAUAAUGAUAAAGGGAAGGUUUGAAUAUUGAAACCAAAAGAUAUUUCUUGCAUUUGAGUGGUACUUGUAGCAUUCUGCAGUAAAGCUUGAGCUACCAGCAAUUUUAGCAGCAAUCGCAUUUUUUUUCCCAUUGCUUCCUUGUUUUAAGCAUUGAUAAAUUCAAUGGAAACUAUCCUUUAUCAGUAUUUUAUGCAGGAGAUCUGAAUUUUGUAGAUUGCAACUCAUAAGCAUCCAUAAAUUAUUUAAACAGGCAAAUAUUUACCUGUGUAAAAUUUGACUAAUUUCUUGUGCACUAUACCAGAAAGAAUGGGUCAGAUUGUAAAAACAAGGAACUGCAGAUGCUGGUUAAUACACCAGCAGUUCGUGUCCAAUGGGUCAGAUACAUAACCUGAGCAUGGAAGAGGGGAACUGGCCUCAUUUACCAUGUACCUUUUAGAAGAAAUCAGUAGAAUUUGAAUUUAACUGGGUGAAAGAUGUUUAUAAGCACAAUGUUUGUUCUGAAUAAAUAAAAAAAUAAAGGUUAGAUUUCUAAAUUCUCAGUUCAAUUUCAACAUGAGGCCGGCCCUGUUGGGAUUAUUUAAGAUUUUGACAAAUGGUUCUUCAUUUCCAAGUUGAGUCCUGAUGAUUCCAUUACUGUUAACUUCCAUAAAAUUAUUAGUAUAGGAGAAACAUAGGGCUGCCAUCCAUCCCAUCAUAUGCUAGUCGUGCUAAAUUGGCUAAGGUGAAGCUCAUCUUGAAUACAUUUGGAAAUCCCUUAAGGUUGUUACAUUCUUCUGUGAAAUUGCACAAUUCGGUUGUAAGGAAAGUGUUGUAAAUCUAGAAAUACUGAUCUUGGGUCACAACAAGAGCAAGUUUACCUUUUUUUUUUGUCCAAUAGGAGGCCUUUGGUGGGCAAAUGAGUGAAAUGUGAUUUAUGUAAAUAAAUGGGGAUAUAAUACGUUUAUGCAUGUCUACAAGUUUCCAAAUUCAGUCACUGUUAAACUAUGUAUAUGUGACUUUAAAAAUAAUUUGCAAAAAACCUCCAUGUAAUAUAGAACACUGAGAAGUUGGCUGUUUUCCUAAUGAUCUUGAGGCAUUCCAGAAAUAUAUAUUAGGCAAAAACAAUUUAAAGGUGCAAUCAGGAUUUUUGUUUGGAAAUUCUGUCUUGUCUGGCUAUAAGCUUUCAUGCACAAUUAUUAAAAAGAAACUAUUAAGUCUCA